AUGCUCGAGGUCGCCGCUAACGAUGUCAUGAAGCAAAAACUCCCAAUAGUUGAAAAGAAGCAGAAACUCGCCGAGCUCCGUUAUAAGGCAGCUCGGUUGAGGCGGCGGACGCUCCAUAUCACGUUGAAAUCAUUCCUCGAAGUCGAGCAAUCCUCACUUGAAGUGCUUCGUCACCUUCUCGAUCAAGGUGCUGGGGCCGCGUUUACAUCUCUGUCCGACCUUCAAGGACUGAGCUUAGCCCUCCGGCUGGAACUUGAAAACAGAGGGAGACCUGCUGUGGUGCACGAACUUUUGCAUCGUGGCAUUAGUGCGCUGGAUGUCGAAAGACUUUUGCCCACUGCGGCGAGGCAUGGUCACGUUGCCGCACUGAAGAAGCUUCUGAACUUCCGCAUGGAUAUUGGUUAUCGACGCACACCGCCUCUGCACUUGUCGCUGCCGUCUCUGCAAAUUUUGACCAGCCCACGAUGUCAUCCGACCUGUGAUGAUAUCCUCGUUGCUCGGAGGAGAGAAUCGGGCGAAAGUCCCGACAAGGUUCGGCACUUAUUCUCCUUUUUACAAGGAGUGACUUUGAACUCUCUUCCUAUGAACCACAAUCGCCAGACGUGGCGGAACGUGCCUAUGGUGCUCGCCAACAUGCUUGGACAUGAACAGACGGCAAUGUUGCUUGGGCAAAAUGGCUUUGUUAUGGAUGAAAUGUGUUUGUAUUUCGCCACCUUGGAGGGCCAAACCAGGACCGUUACCCGUAUCUUAUCGUUCAACGCGAGGAGCACUGGGGUCCUCUCCAAAGCACUCUAUUUUGCGGCUUGGGGAGGUCAAGAUACCCUGGCGAGACUGCUCAUGGAUUACCCUGGAGCAGAUAUUGAUGGUACGUUUCCUGUGAAUGACACCAACCCAAACUCAAGAGCGCCGCGAGCCACACCACUUUACGUGGCAGCGGCUUACAACCAAGUUCACGUUGCGAAACUCCUUAUUCGUCUGGGCGCGAAUGUCGAUAUUCAGAUUGAAGCUCGCAUAGGAUGUGAGUCCCCUUUCGAGAUAGCCGCAUGCCAUGGAUUUAUUGAGAUGCUCGAGCUUUUCGCAAGCUACCAUCGCUCUUGUCAUGUUAGCUCGUGCUUGAUCGGAUCGGGGCUGUCGAGGAAUUUCAAAGUCUUGGAAUUUCUUCUACAGAAAUACCACCCCGACACCCAAACAUUGGUAACCCUCUUCGAGGUGGCCAAGCAGCAAGAGAAGAGUGAUCUUAACGCCAAGACAAUGCUUGAAAUUCUGAAAAACUGUGGCUAUGGAGUCUAUGAAGGUCGCGAGAAGAAUGCCUCAAGAUUACGGGAGCCUGACUCAUUUCCUCAGAAUGGAGAACACCAAAGGUCGAUUGGAGAGACCAGCUGUGAAAUAUAA
Molecule: messenger RNA, 1392 nt
Organism: Rhinocladiella mackenziei CBS 650.93
Lineage: Eukaryota; Fungi; Ascomycota; Eurotiomycetes; Chaetothyriales; Herpotrichiellaceae
Exons: 3
Coding region: 1-1392 (463 amino acids)
Molecular function (GO): protein binding
Source: RefSeq, a predicted model, not a curated record